Paramecium primaurelia is the source of this 1959-nucleotide messenger RNA. The record is from the annotation of a GenBank genome assembly. NCBI's taxonomy places the organism in Eukaryota, Ciliophora, Oligohymenophorea, Peniculida, Parameciidae.
AUGAAACAUAAUCAAUAAUUAACAACAGAUGAAGAUGAAUUGAUUUCAGAUGAACCAUGGAGAGAAUAUAUAGAGCAAUUUAAAGAUUUAAGAUAGAAAGUAAACCCAAAAGCAGAUUAGGAAUUUUAACUUGUGACAAGACUUGAAUAAACUAUAAACCUUAUUGGUAAGGGUUAGAAGCCAAAUCCUGAUAAGGCAUAGUUUAUACAUAAGGCUAAAUGUAUAUUACUUAAAUUGAAGAGGGAUUUACAUUUCUUUUUUGCAGAUGAACAUGAAUUAACACUUUAAUGUAUCACCAUUUUAUUGAUUUAAAUAUUGGAGGAUUGUCCAUAUAUUUUUAAUGAUUGUUAAUAAUAAAUGUUAGAGAUGCUUACAUGUUUGACACUCAAAGAUUACACAUUAAUAUUAUUAAUUAAUUCAAUAAGUUUAAAGGAAUACAUAAAGAAAUUAACAAAAGAAAUAUUUUUAGAUUCUACAUAAUAUAAUCCAACUAGUGAAAUUCUAUUUCUGUUAAUUGUUAUGAUGAUAGCACAUUUAGAUUUUAUUAAGAAUCCAGAAUUAGAAUUAGUUCAAUUAAUUGUUAAAUGUUUUUAGCAUUAUUAAGAUUAAAGAGAUAAAACAUUAAAAGAAAGAGAAAUUUAUGAUUAAAGAAAAAAAUUUGAAAAAAAGAUUACUAAAAAAUUAGGUUAAGAUAAGGAGCAAUUUGAAAUUCCUCCUGAAAUGAAAUAUAUGUAAGUUCCAUAAGAAACUUGUAGAAUAUUAAAAUUAGGUCUAUCACUUAUUCCUAGUAAUAUUUGUUAAAUGCCUUCAUCUUAUAAAUAUUAAUAAUCUGAAGAAAUAAUGAAAGAAAUAUCUCUUAAUGUCUUUUUUUGUACAUUAAGUUUCAAAAUAAAAUAAACAUUAGUAUAAACAAUAAAAGAAAAUAAAAGAGAUUUUGAUGUAGUAUAAAUGUUAGUGGAUAUAGCUGGAAUGCCAGAAUGUUUUACAUAAUAAAGAGAAGCUUUAAGAACAGUAAAUAUGUUUUUAGAAGGAUUUGAUGAUACAUUAUUAUGGAUUAAAUUUGAUUCUACUAAUCUAUUUGAUAAUAGUAAUAUGAAUAAUGUAUUAAUAUAUGGAGAUCCAACUAAAUUGACUAUAGAUUAAGGAUUAUUUUAUGAUGGUUGUGGUUGUUUUUUUGAUAGAGAUCAAGUACUUUAAUUAGAAGAACCAUUAAAAAUUAACAAAAAAUAAAUAACAGUAUCAUUUUGGAUGGUCAUGUUUAAUCCUGAAACAAGUAAAGCAAGAGGUGCUUAAAAUAAUUAUUAAAUUCGUACUUUAUUAGGUUCUAGUGAUGGAUUUACAUCAUUAAUUAUUUCAGAUGCUUAUUCUUAAUUAUUAGGUAUUACCAAUAUUAGUCAAGAUGGAUAUGGAUAUAAAUUCUUUGAACCUAAGAAUUCUGAAAAGAACUUUUCUGGUUGGAAUCAUAUUGUAAUUAUAUUUGACAAUGAUUAAGAAUCAGCAUAUCUCUAUUUAAAUGGUGCUUAUGAAAGUUAAAUUAGUAAAGUAGUUUCAUCAUUUGAUAUUUAAUAUAUAGGAAAUAGUGGAACUCUUGAUUAACCUAUUGGAUAUAUAUGUGAUUUGAGAAUUUAUCCUAAAAUAUUAAAUGAUUAAGAAAUCAAAAGUUUAUCUUAUUAUGAUAAAAAAUAAGUUAUGCUUAAUAAUAAAAAUGAUAUAGUUGAUUAAAUACUCAGUAAUAGAAUUAUUUUAGAUUUAAAAAGAUUAUUGGGUUAUUUCACUGGUAAGAAUUCAGAAGCAUUAAUUUAAACACUUUAAAUACUAUCAAAAUUAUGUUAAGCUACAACUAUUUUUAGAUUAGAAUGUGUUAAAUAUGGAAUCUUUGAUUUGGCUAUGUAAUUAUUACCCUCUCCUAAUUAAUAAGUAUCAUAUUAGGCUGGAAUAUUAAUUAAUAAUAUGAAAUGA